Messenger RNA from Aricia agestis (brown argus), 1439 nucleotides. RefSeq names its product lipase 3-like. The record is from RefSeq and is a predicted model, not a curated record. The coding region runs from base 3 to 1436 and encodes 477 amino acids. NCBI's taxonomy places the organism in Eukaryota, Metazoa, Arthropoda, Insecta, Lepidoptera, Lycaenidae. Gene Ontology annotation, biological process: lipid metabolic process. The transcript has a single exon.
CGAUGCACCGCGUCAUAGCGAUACUAGCGACCAUGAACCUUGCCGCGGGGCAGUUUAACUUCCUCAAUGAAGUAAACAAAAUAUCCUUCAACCCCAUAGACAGUUUCAAAGCCAAGAUGAACGAAAUUACCGUCUCCGUAGUAGAGAAUCCCACGGUACAGAACAUAAACGACAGGACCGGCGAAGCUAUCUCCAAAACCAUCAACGCCGGCUCCGCGGUUCCUAACUCCAUCGCGUCCGCCAUAGGAUACUACCACAUACCCACCAUAGAGAGCAAUGUCAACCUCAUGGAGUAUAACGAUAUUAAAUUCAUGGCGGACUACAACGCUGGACUCCAUAACGAGGACGCCAAACUCGGCACCGUGGAGCUCAUCACGAAGUAUGGAUUCCCUGCCGAAACGCAUAUAGUGGAGACGGAGGACGGGUACAGGUUGAAGAUGCAUCGGAUACCAGGCAACGGCAGCGUAGUCUUCCUCAUGCACGGCCUCUUCGGCAGCGCCAACGACUACCUCGUCGCUGGGCCCGAGUCUGCCCUCGCCUAUGAGCUCGCCAGGGAGGGCUACGACGUUUGGAUGGGCAACGCUCGCGGCAACACGCACUCCCGAGCUCACCGCACCCUGCAGCCCUCCGAGAAGAAGUUCUGGGACUUCUCCUGGCAUCAGAUCGGAGUUCACGACCUCCCCGCCAUGAUCGACUUCGUUUUAAAGACGACAAACAGCACCAAGUUGAAAUACGUCGGGUUUUCGCAGGGUACGACGUCGUUCUUCGUCAUGGCGUCAGAACGGCCGGAGUAUAACGAGAAGAUAUCUGUAAUGGUCGCGUUGUCGCCCGUCGCCUUCAUGUCCAACAUGAAGUCACCAGUGAUCAGACUGUUCGUGCCCGGCCAGCCCAUAUACGAGAGCAUCGUUAAAACAGUCGGAGCUCAUGAAUUCGCGCCAGAUAACUUGCUGACGAGGAGCGUGAAGAGAACCGUGUGCGGGGUGACCAAGAUCUCUGAGAUCCUUUGCUCCAACAUCGUAUUCCUAACAGUCGGCUUCGAUAUGCCCCAGCUCAACGUCACCAAUCUCCCGGUGGUAUUCGCUCACGAGCCUGCCGGAGCAGCCACCAAUCAGAUGAUACACUACGGCCAGGGGGUCCGGUCGGGAGAUUUCGCUCACUUCAGCUACGGGACUUUUACUAACGAAAGGGUCUACGGAAAUAAGGUUCCCCCGAGCUACAAGGUGGAGCAGGUCACAGCUCCAGUGGCUUUAAUGUACAGCGAUGGAGACUGGAUGGCAGACGUGACGGAUGUGAGGAAACUAGCCUCCAAGUUGAGCAACGUAGUGGAGGACUAUUUGGUGCCAUUCCACGGCUUCAACCAUUUAGAUUUUAUCAUAGCGAGGGACGUCAAGACGUUGGUCUAUGAUAAAGUGAAAUAUGUUUUAAAAAAAUAUUAAGUC